GGGCGUCGGUACCAAGCGUCCACCUAGGUACUCUCCCAGACUACUACUCUUGCUUACCAGCAACGCAUCUUACCAUCAUGUGCCGUACUCUCGGUCAUACUGAUGGUUGGGAUGGUUUGUAUUGUACUGGAGAACUCCCUCAAGGGUAUGUUUCUCUGUUCUUGCCCACCGAGGCGCAACAUGUGCACGGGUGUCCUUACCACUUCCGUCUUCCGGUCGGCAUGUCUCUCGUGCCGAAGACCGUUUAUUCUCCUGGCAGACCCUCGCUCCUCAUUUCCUUUGCUUGUUACCUUUACGAAGGCUAUCCCGCAUAUGACAAUCCUCUGCUAUUUGAUCUUCGAGAUGUUGCCUGGGUCCUCAAGUCGAUGUGGUCACAUCAGUCUCCAGGGUUCUGCAACCACUGGGGCUUUGAAGCAGUGCUCAGGCCCGAAGUAUGAUGACACUCGAAACAGAUACAACAGCAUGAAGCUUGCUACUCAGGAGGAAUUGCCUCCAUACUUCGAUAUGCGGCAGAUCUUGGUUGUAAAACUCCAUUUUUGCUACAUCCGAGAACAUGCCUGCUCUUGCACAAUUGAAACGCCUUUGACCCUGGGCCGUCGCAUACAAGCACAGGGAAGACGCUCUCUAUCGGCUCCCGCAGUAGAUAGACUUCCUCAGUAGAGCUAUUUGCGACUUCCACAAUAGCUCUCCGGCUCAUGUGAGUCUAUCAAGAGUUUUGUGCACGUAUAUACUGCAGCCGUUGCAAUUCGGACUUUGAAGCAUACAACAGCACGCGAGCGUUGUAGGCUCUCCAACGGUCAUCUUACUUGCAAUCUCAAGGCUUCCUGUUUUGAAUAUAAACACGAGUGGCAGAGAAGGAACGACAGCGUUGACCGUUGGCCUGAUCGUGGCUGCUUUCUCAGGCAGCGCAAUGAUAUUACUCAAGUGG
Molecule: messenger RNA, 928 nt
Organism: Aureobasidium subglaciale EXF-2481
Lineage: Eukaryota; Fungi; Ascomycota; Dothideomycetes; Dothideales; Saccotheciaceae
Exons: 1
Coding region: 103-660 (185 amino acids)
Source: RefSeq, a predicted model, not a curated record